AUGACGACCCUGGAGACGUAUUUUUCCCUGACAUCUUUGCUAUUAUUGUUUGUUUUUGCUGGUAGAGUUCAAUCUGCCGUAUUUGAUGUGAAAAAUUAUGGUGGUAAAGCCGAUGGCAAGUCAGAUAUUAGCAAGGCAUUAUUGGGCGCGUGGAAAGAGGCUUGUUCAGCAAAGGGUUCCAACAUAGUUGUAGUACCCAAAGGAACAUAUUCCAUAGGUUUAACUGACUUAAAUGGUCCAUGCAAGGGAGCCAUGGAGCUUCAAGUCCAAGGAACCUUAUUGGCACCGAUAAACCCUAGCAGUUAUGCCAAGGACAGCUGGAUUACUUUUGCAUACAUUGAUCAAUUCAAAUUAUCCGGUGGUGGAACCUUCGACGGACAAGGGCAAGUGGCUUGGAAGCAAAAUAACUGCGGUCGAAAUCCAAAAUGCAAGAGACUUCCAGUUGACGUAACAUCGCUCGAUAGUAAGAAUUUCCAUGUCAAUCUUCUAGGUGGCAAAAACCUUACUUUCGAUCGCUUCACGAUCACUGCACCAGGAGAUAGCGUCAAUACAGAUGGAAUUCACAUCGGGCAUUCAAACGGGAUCAACAUUAUUAAUUCAAAUAUUGCCACCGGCGAUGACUGCAUCUCCAUUGGUGGUGCCAGCGAACAAAUAAGGAUCACAAACGUACGAUGUGGACAUGGACAUGGCAUUAGCGUGGGAAGUUUAGGGAAGACCACUGAUGAAUUUGUCUCUGGAAUUUUCGUAAGGAACUGCACCUUCUAUGACACCGACAAUGGAGUGAGAAUUAAGACAUGGCCGGCAUUACAUGGUGGCAUGGCCUCUGAUAUGCAUUUCGAGGAUAUUAUGAUGAAAAAUGUCCGCAACCCUAUCAUUAUAGAUCAAAUGUACUGCCCAUGGAAUCAGUGCAAUCCAAAGGUAACGCGAAAAGAAAUGAAAAUGAAAGAGUCUCUUAAUGCAUUUUCCGUGGACAAAUCUGCCCGCAACAUGAAAUUUCUGUAA
Manihot esculenta (cassava) is the source of this 1002-nucleotide messenger RNA. Its product is annotated as polygalacturonase-like. The transcript is spliced from 3 exons. Gene Ontology annotation, biological process: carbohydrate metabolic process. The coding region runs from base 1 to 1002 and encodes 333 amino acids. NCBI's taxonomy places the organism in Eukaryota, Viridiplantae, Streptophyta, Magnoliopsida, Malpighiales, Euphorbiaceae. Gene Ontology annotation, molecular function: polygalacturonase activity. The record is from RefSeq and is a predicted model, not a curated record.